AUGGGGGAACAGAAAUGUUCAUCUGUGAUCUUUGACAAUGGGUCUGGAUUAUGCAAGGCCGGCAUUGCUGGGGACAGUGCCCCAAGGUCAGUCAUCACAGCAAUCGUCGGGCGCUCAAAAGCCAAAGCUACGAUGCUUGGUGCUGGCCAAAAGGAAUUUUACAUUGGAGAAGAAGCUCAGUCCAAAAGGGGUGUCUUGUCAUUGAAUUAUCCCAUCGACCACGGCAUAGUGACAUCGUGGGAUGAUAUGGAGAGGAUAUGGAGGCAUGUCUAUGAGUGUGAGCUGAGAAUCAAAGCCAGUGACAGGCCAGUGCUCCUGACCGAGGCUCCAUUGAAUCCUCUCCAGAAUCGGGAGAGAAUGACAGAGAUCAUGUUCGAAAGUUUUAGGGUUCCAGCCAUGUACGUUGCUGUCCAGGCUACUCUGGCGCUCUAUGCAUCAGCACGUACCACUGGGAUAGUCAUGGAUAGUGGGGAUGGUGUCACUCACACGGUCCCUAUCUAUGAAGGCUACUGUUUGCCACAUGCCGUCUCCAGGUUGGACAUCGCUGGUAGAGAUAUCACUGAGUACUUCAUGAGGCUCCUUCUGGAGAGCGGGCAUUCCUUUGUCAGCACAGCUGAAAGAGAAAUAGUAAAAGAUAUUAAGGAGAAGCUCUGCUAUGUGGCUUUAGAUCCCAUCCAAGAAAUGAAAGCUAAGCCAGAAUAUCUUCUCAGGGAGUAUAAAUUGCCGGAUGGUAAUGUCAUCAGGAUUGGAAGUCAACUCUUUCGAGCCCCCGAAGCCCUUUUUGCACCCGGUAAUAUCGGUGUUGAUGCUCCUGGUGUGCACAAAAUGGUCUUCAACAGCAUCAUGAAAUGCGACAUUGAUGUGCGCAGAGAUCUUUAUGGGAACAUUCUCCUCUCAGGUGGAUCCACUUUGUUUUGUGGCUUGGACGAGCGCAUCCUGAAGGAAAUGCAGCUGCAAGUGCCGAUUGGAAUAUCAGUAAGGAUCAUUGCACCGCCAGAGAGGAAAUACUGUGUGUGGAUCGGGGCCUCCAUUCUGACUUGCUUGACAUCUUUCAGACAAAUGUGGGUCACCCUCAGUGAUUACAAAGACUUUGGCCCAGGUGUGGUUCACCGGAAAUGUUUUUAA
This is a messenger RNA of Rhineura floridana, 1125 nucleotides long. RefSeq lists its product as uncharacterized. The record is from RefSeq and is a predicted model, not a curated record. Lineage: Eukaryota; Metazoa; Chordata; Lepidosauria; Squamata; Rhineuridae. The transcript has 2 exons. The coding region runs from base 1 to 1125 and encodes 374 amino acids.